AUGUUCAGACCACGUCACGGGCAUCGCGCUGUUGCCAUCAAAGAUCUGAUGGUUGUUUUUGGUGGUGGAAACGAGGGAAUCGUUGAUGAACUUCAUGUUUUUAACACCACGACUAAGCAGUGGUUCGUUCCCUCAGUCAGAGGUGAGAUUCCAAGUGGAUGUGCGGCGUACGGUAUUGUUUGCAAUGGCACACACAUUUUCACGUUCGGAGGAAUGGUGGAAUAUGGGCGAUAUACGAAUGACCUGUACGAAUUACAAGCAGCGCGAUGGGAAUGGCGAAAACUGCGUCCGCGUCCUCCUCGUACUGGAGGCUCCGGUCCCUGCCCUCGGCUUGGCCAUUCAUUCUCUUUAGCAAGCAAUCAGGUCUCGCUAACGAUUCGCCUGAUCCCAAACAGAAUUCUUCUACAUAUCUCGGACGACUUCUUUUCACUAGACAUUCGCGGCCCCGUAGGAUCACUCCAGUGGGAACAGCCUGUGACCUACGGUAUGCGUCCUUCGGCUAGAGAGUCACACACGGCAGUUGUGCUUGAAACAGACUCUCGUCGCCAACUGAUCAUAUACGGCGGUAUGAACGGAUCGCGGCUCAAUGAUGUUUGGAUACUUGACAUUGAUUCCAUGACUUGGGAUAGUCCUGUGAUAGGCGGUAUAGCUCCAAUGCCACGAUCUUUACACACUGCUAAUCUAAUAGGCCACAGGAUGUACAUUUACGGUGGUUGGGUUCCAAUGCAUGACGACAAUCAUGAAGGUGAAGUGAAGGAAUGGAAAUGCACAAAUGAUCUUUCAUGUCUUAACCUUGACACAAUGGUUUGGGAAAGUGCCUCACACGUAUUCGACGAAAAUAUGCCAAGAGCUAGGGCCGGCCACUGCUCCGCUGUAAUCAAUGAUCGAAUUUAUAUAUGGUCAGGAAGAGAUGGAUAUCGAAAAGCGUGGAACAACCAGGUGUGUUGCAAGGACAUGUGGUAUUUGGAGACAUCUGUUCCGGGAACACCAUCUCGCGUUCAGUUAGUGCGAGCCAGUGUUGCAGGACUUGAGGUAUCGUGGAGUUCUCUCCCAACUGCCGAAGCAUAUCUACUUCAACUGCAUAAGUAUGACUCCAACGUGCCUGUUCACAAAAUACUGGAGGACGAUGUUUCGAGACAACUUACCCCACUUGGCAAGGCGUCUUUACCGCCGCAAAAGAUGAUGAUGCAGAGAGGAACGCCGACAGGUGUCAUGAAGGUUGUGCGUGGUGCGGGACCUGGGCAACAAAUGUGUAGAGUUGAUGAGGGCAAGUACCCGGAGUACCGGGGGCUGCAGUCAACGCAGGUAAUGUACGUACAAGGUGGUGUCCCGGUUGGAACAUCUGCUGUUGUGUUGGCGAGAGGAGCAGCUCCCCUGGGAGCCGGAGUUGACCAGCCUGCUCCGCUUCCUAUAGCACCACAUCAGCAGCCAAGUAUAUCUACACAGGGUACAACAUACACUGCUCCCUCUAAUUCUCGUCCCCAUGACGAGGCUGCUCUUCCACAGAACUUGUUCGAUGAAUUACCAGCUGACGAGCAGUCCAGUCCUCCUUCUCCACCACCAAAACAGCGAACUGCCGAGAGCAGUGCUCCUUCUCUACCAGCAGAGGCUGAGCCUCCGCAGCUUUCUUUGGAAAGACCAUCGUCGCAAGAAGCGCCACAAGAUCCUCAGUGCUCGUCGGAAUCUACGGGAUCGACCGAAUCGCAGCCCAUGGUGCCUACGGAUCCAACGCAAGAUUCUACACCACCAGAUGCUAGUGAACCUUCAGCUAAGAAUUCGGGCGAAGUUCAGGAACCACAGCAACCUUCUCAGGAUGAAGGCUCCUCCAUAGUCAACGAUCCUACAGUCCAGAACUCAGUGUCGCAAGAACAAUCAUCCAGCAAUCAAGAGCAUCUUCAUCACUUCCGGCAGAUCCUCCUGUACCUGUUGCUCCAAGUACCGCAAUCCUCUCUAGCUGAAACUAGUGGAGGGGUCGAACAGCCCAUUCCCAGCACUUCCCAGACAUCACAACAAAUGGCAGCUGCUAAUGAGCAAAAUUUCAAUCAGUGUACCAAGCGUGAACCAUCAGAACCUCCUGCUGGAAAUCAUGGAAUGCCUGUCUAUCAGACUGUGAAACAGAGUCCUCCUGAAGAAGAGCAAUGGUAUGACGUGGGAAUAAUCAAAGGAACGUCAUGUCUCGUAACGCAUUACUUCUUGCCU
Ostertagia ostertagi is the source of this 2199-nucleotide messenger RNA. Lineage: Eukaryota; Metazoa; Nematoda; Chromadorea; Rhabditida; Trichostrongylidae. The record is from the annotation of a GenBank genome assembly.